GGGCCUGAACCUGGCUGCCGCCUACAGGCCUACGACCACCUCCCCCAAGCCCCCGCCUCCACCCCCUCCCCCAACCACCAGGCCACCCCCUCCCCCGCCCCCUCCAUCGACGCCUGGUUACGUUUACAACAAGCCAUCGCAGCCAUCCACCACGCAGGGAUACGUGUACAACAAGCCCACUCAGCCUCCCACUACAGAGGGAUACUCUUACAAUCCUCCCUCGACGCAGCCACCCCCGAAGGCCCCUGGCUACGAGUACCCCGAGCCCGACCUGUCGCUGGGCCUCGCCGCGGCCAGGCUGGCAACAAGGUCAAGCCCACCACCACGACCACCGAGGAGCCCAGCGAGGGGCUUAGUCUGGACGCCGCCGGCCUCCAGGCACUCCAGGACAAGAACGAGGACGGCCAGUACCACCCCGACGCCGACCACACCCACUGGGACAUCCGCAAGUCCAUCCCCGGCGAGCCCGGCACGGACUACCCCACGCUGGACUCCAUCCCCGAGACCGGCUUCUCCUGCGACGGCCGCGCCGACGGCUACUACGCGGACGUGAGCACGCGCUGCCAGGUGUACCACGUGUGCUCGUCGCAGGCCGUCCCGGUCAAGAACUCCUUCAUGUGCAACAACGGCUCCAUCUUCAACCAGGAGCGCUUCGUGUGCGACUGGUGGCCCAACGUGGACUGCCCCAACUCGGAGCGCUCUUUCGACCUGAACCUGGAGAUUGGAAAGACGCCCAACGCGCAGGGCGGCAGCGCUGACGCGGCCAGGCAGGCGUCGUACUCCGGCAGCAAGGCGGCUUCCUCGAACGCGUACAGCUCCGGCAGCUUCCAAUCGGCGUCCCUGAGCUCCGACUCCAACAUCGUGUCCGCCAACUUCAAGGGCGGCAGCGCGGCCGUGAUCCCUCCCAAGGCCGCUGGCUCCGCCGGCAGCUCCUUCUCCGCUUCGGGCUCGGACUCCGGCAUCGUGUCCACCAGCUUCAACGGUGGCAGCGCGUCCGUCAUCCCGCCCAAGUCCGGCACGUUCGCGGUGGCGCCGUCCUCCAGCAACGGCAUCGACAACGACGACAGCCUGGCGGCCUCGCUGUCGUCAUCGCUGCCGUCGGGGGCCUCCGCGCCCGGGGCCUCCGCGCCCGCCGAGGAGCCGCCGCUGUCGUCCAGCCUCGACGACAACUCGCUGUACCGCCAGAACGCCGCGUCGUCGGCGUCGUCGGCGUCGUCCGAGGGCGCGCUGUCGUACCCGGGGCCGUCCGCCGGCUUCUCGGCCGACAUCGCGACGGCCGGCAUCGACCUGCGCUCCGGCUUCAGCAGCUCGGGCCGCCUCAGCCCCGCCGCCACGUCCUCGCUCAGGGCCUCGUUCGCCAGGAGCGCGAAGCAGGUGAGCGCGGCCGACGAGGCGGUGGUGGCCGCCGGCUCCAGCCAGGCCGCCGUCAGGUUCGGCGAGCGGCUGCCCGGCGCGCGCAGCGGCAACGCCAACAACGCCAACAACGGCCCCGCCAAGGACCUGGAGGCGCCCGGCUCCACCUUCAAGCGGAGACGCUACGUCGUGACGCGCAGACGCCGCGUGCCCGUGCACGAGAAGCGCGCCGAGGCGUAG
Messenger RNA from Thrips palmi, 1593 nucleotides. RefSeq lists its product as uncharacterized. NCBI's taxonomy places the organism in Eukaryota, Metazoa, Arthropoda, Insecta, Thysanoptera, Thripidae. The transcript has 4 exons. Gene Ontology annotation, cellular component: extracellular region. Gene Ontology annotation, molecular function: chitin binding. The record is from RefSeq and is a predicted model, not a curated record. The annotation marks the transcript as partial.